This is a messenger RNA of Mercenaria mercenaria, 2675 nucleotides long. Its product is annotated as baculoviral IAP repeat-containing protein 7-like. Gene Ontology annotation, biological process: positive regulation of protein ubiquitination; regulation of cell cycle; negative regulation of apoptotic process. Gene Ontology annotation, cellular component: nucleus; cytoplasm; spindle microtubule. Bases 486 to 2522 code for a protein of 678 amino acids. The transcript is spliced from 10 exons. Gene Ontology annotation, molecular function: ubiquitin protein ligase activity; cysteine-type endopeptidase inhibitor activity involved in apoptotic process. The record is from RefSeq and is a predicted model, not a curated record. Lineage: Eukaryota; Metazoa; Mollusca; Bivalvia; Venerida; Veneridae.
CCUUCUAAUUCAGAUAUUUUUAAAAAUGAAUUUAGAUUGUACGAUGAAUAACGAGUGGACAAGAUAUAUGUCGUUUAAAGAUUUUCCAUAGUCUUCUUUAGUAUCUCCCCUACGAUUAGCCAAAGCAGGAUUUUACUACACGGGCUUACGGGAAGAUGCUUCUUGUUUCUGUUGUGGGCUGACAAUUGGAACAUGGACUACAGAUGAAACAGUUUCUGAUUUGCAUCAGCGUUUUUCUCCGCAUUGUCGGUAUUUGACUGGCGAAGACAACUCAAAUGUUCCAAUACAUGGUGACCAAUAUUCGGAACAGGCUGAGACUGAAAUUUCUUCAUCGAACUCAGUUCCUAGACCGAUCUCUAGUCAAAGAUCAAUUAAAAGAAGUGGAACGAACGGGAGUUUCACAGGUGAAGACAGUUUAUGCGUUGGUGGCGUGCGAACGGAUCACAAACAGGGUUUGUCAGAAUGGUUAACAUUUACUGAGACAAAUGGUCAAAUACGAAUACUAUCCAGGAAUCAUCGUAGAAAAACCCAAACAUCCCGAUUAUGCAAUAAAGAGUAUGAGAAUAUCCUCAUUUACUAACUGGUGUCCGGAUGUAAUGGAGCCAGAACAACUUGCCGAGGCAGGAUUCUAUUACACAGGUGUUCAUGAUUGUGUGCGAUGUUUUUUCUGUGGUGGUGGAAUGAAGAACUGGGAAAACGGAGAUAAUCCUUGGAUUGAGCAUGCCAGAUGGUUUCCAGAUUGUGCGUACGUGAAACAAAGCAAAGGAGAAUAUUUUGUCAGCAUGUGUCGCUCGGCAAAUAUUGACUAUAUCACAGCUGAUAGUGAAAUUCAAAAUACUGGUACAGAAGGCUUUAACUUGACAGGUGGUGGAGAACUUGUGGAGGACCAGCUGGUGCAAGACUUAAAUAGUACAGCAGCAAAACGUGUUAUUGGUAUGGGGUAUUUGCAAGAAGAUAUAGAAAAUGCCAUUAAACUGACAAGAGAGAAAUACGGUUCAACUGAAUUGCGAGCCCAAUAUAUCCUCGAAUCCCUUCUAGAUAACAGUUAUAGCAACAAUGGUAAAAAUAUACCUAUCCAGAACAAUCAAACAGACAGAGAUAAACCGUCAGCAGCGUCAGGAUGCUCUUUAGAUAAUGUGCAUGUUGAAAGCAAACCUUCAGACAUAAAAGAAGAUUCAAUGAAUAAAGAGUGGAAAAGAUACCAGUCGUUUAAAGACUUUCCCCAAUAUUCUUUAGUAUCCUCUAUCCGGUUAGCAAAAGCUGGUUUUUACUACACCGGAACACGGGAAGACGCUACUUGUUUCUGUUGUGGACUGACGAUCGGUACAUGGACUACAGAUGAAACUGUUCAUGGGCUACAUCAGCGUCUUUCUCCACAUUGCCGAUAUUUGACAGGCGAAGACAGAACAAAUGUCCCUAUACAUGGCGAGUCAUACCCGGAACAGGCUAAAGGGGAUAGAAAUGAAGCCGGGAACGUCUCUACGUCAAACACAAAUACCAGAUUGUGUCUCAGACAAAACCCUGUCAUUACAAGUGGUGCAAAUGAGAGCGUUAAAGAUGACGGUAGUCUUUGCGUUAGUGGUGUACGAACCAAUCACAGACAAUUUUUCUCAAAUAGGCUGACAUUUCAACAACCAAACGGUGAAAUUGAGUACUAUCCAGGUAUCACUACACAAAAACCAAAACAUCCGGAUUACGCAAUCAAGAGCGUUAGACUGUCUUCGUUUUUUAAUUGGUAUCAGGAUGUGAUGGAACCAGAACAUCUGGCAGAGGCAGGAUUCUACAAUACAGGUGUUCAAGACUGUGUACGAUGCUUUUUCUGUGGUGGCGGAAUGAAGAACUGGGAAAAGGGUGACAAUGCAUGGAUUGAGCAUGCUAGAUGGUUUCCAAAUUGUGCAUACGUGAAACAAUGCAAAGGAGACACUUUUGUUAGCAUGUGUCGCAUGGCAAAUAUCGACUAUAUGACAGCUAACGGUGAAAUGCAAAAUCUGGCCACAACAACAUGGAAUCUUGAAAGUUGCGGAGAACUUGUCGAAGACCAGUUGAUAGAAGACCUUAAUAGCGCAGCAGCCAAACUUGUCAUGGGUAUGGGAUACAAACAGGAAGAUGUAGAACAUGCCAUUACAUUUGCGAGAGAGAAAUAUGGUUCAGCUGAAUUACGAGCACAGUAUAUCCUCGAAUCUCUGCUUGACAAUACCUAUAGCAGCAAUGAUGGAGCACGUGGUUACAGCAAUCAGACUAGUUGUGACACACACAAACAUUCUCCUAAUCAAGGAAGUACAUCAGAUAGCAGACUUGCUGAUGGAAAUAACAGUGAAAGUUCAGAAAAGCACAAACUAUUAGAAGAGAAUCGUCAACUGAAAAGUCAAAUGACUUGCAAAAUUUGUAUGGACAAGGACGCAUGUAUUGUGUUUCUACCUUGCGGUCACAUGGUUUCCUGCGUUGAAUGUGCGCAUGCGCUAAGAAAAUGUGCUGUUUGCAGAUCAUUAAUUCAGGGAACAGUAAGAGCUUAUCCAGCCUAAAGACACAGACACACAGCUUGUUGAAUUCAAGUACAAGCUUGGUUGGAGAUUUGGCGAGGGCGCUGGAUGCACUCAAUCCUUAAUUGGGAACUAUGUAAACAAAGACACAUAUCCAUGGAUCUGUACAUCUGGUUGUGGAAGUUCACCCGUAAC